AUGGAGGGAGCUGUAAGAGAAAUACAAGAAUGCUCCGAUGAAAAACCGGCGAAGGCAGCAGGUGGAAUGGACAUACCUCAAGGACAUGACACGGGCGGCGACCCCCCCACCACGGGCGGCGACCCCCCCACCACGGGCGGCGACCCCCCCACCACGGGCGGCGACCCCCCCACCACGGGCGGCGACCCCCCCACCACGGGCGGCGACCCCCCCACCACGGGCGGCGACCCCCCCACCACGGGCGGCGACCCCCCCACCACGGGCGGCGACCCCCCCACCACGGGCGGCGACCCCCCCACCACGGGCGGCGACCCCCCCACCACGGGCGGCGACCCCCCCACCACGGGCGGCGACCCCCCCACCACGGGCGGCGACCCCCCCACCACGGGCGGCGACCCCCCCACCACGGGCGGCGACCCCCCCACCACGGGCGGCGACCCCCCCACCACGGGCGGCGACCCCCCCACCACGGGCGGCGACCCCCCCACCACGGGCGGCGACCCCCCCACCAUGGGCGGCGACCCCCCCACCAUGGGCGGCGACCCCCCCACCAUGGGCGGCGACUCCCCCACCAUGGGCGGCGACUCCCCCACCAUGGGCGGCGACUCCCCUUCCCGAGGUGCACGAUUGGUGCUGCUGAUGCAGAUGAGCUCGCCUCUAGAGAUUGUGGGUGGAAGAAAGGAGGCCCAUUAA
Schistocerca piceifrons (Central American locust) is the source of this 693-nucleotide messenger RNA. Its product is annotated as splicing factor 3A subunit 2-like. NCBI's taxonomy places the organism in Eukaryota, Metazoa, Arthropoda, Insecta, Orthoptera, Acrididae. The transcript has a single exon. The coding region runs from base 1 to 693 and encodes 230 amino acids. The record is from RefSeq and is a predicted model, not a curated record.